AAAGUCGAUUAUGGCCCGCAGUUUCGAUUGUGUAUGCAUUAUUGCGAGAUCACCGAGGGGUGUCGCUUCGCCACUUUUUACACUGGCCAUGCUCACGGUUUGUGCCAGCUCACAGAAACGUGUAUCGUACAAGCGCAUGAUAAUCAUCACACUACCAGUGUCAUCCACCGUUUCAACCCGCCAUUUCCGCCACCUCCGGAGGACAAGAAGGGUCAUCCCAACGCAGAGCUAGCAGCAGCAAGUACGCCAGCGACGAAAACUACUGAGGAGCACGACGCUGGAAUGGCUGUUGUAGUAGACGGAACAGGCGAGGAUAAACAGGAAGCAAGUGAGGAUGGGCAGAAAACGAUCCAAGCACCGGUGAAAGACAGUGACAGAGAUUCAUCAAUCGCGGUGGACGAUCCUUCAUCAAAAAUGGAGGUUGAGACGGACGAGGGUCAAAAAGAAACCUCCAAUGGCCUUAUUUCCUCAGGAGUUGGAGACGCGAUGGAAGUCGAUGAGGACAACUCCAGGACGUCGAUGGCAGGAGCUCAAGGAGGAGAAGGAGAGCAGGCAAAGCCAAAUCCAGCUCAAGACUUGUCGUCUGGUCUCCUUGUCACGACGGGGAGCGCGCUGCAAGACACACAACAAGGUAGUUUUGCCUCAGCAAGAACGGAUGCAGGAUCAGAUGUUCAGCUCGAGAAUAACAGCCCAUACACGCAAACUGUCGACGGAGCACUACUGCUUGACUCGCCUGGAGUCGUGGCAAGACCAGCGGCGCUAGGAACUGCUGGCCCGACUUUGGCUGGUCCGACUCUGAACCGUGCUGGUGGUGGUCUUUCCCAUGGACGACGAGAAACCUAUUGUCAGCGUUGCUACCAGGAACAAG
Amoebophrya sp. A25 is the source of this 868-nucleotide messenger RNA. Lineage: Eukaryota; Dinophyceae; Syndiniales; Amoebophryaceae. The record is from the annotation of a GenBank genome assembly.